Messenger RNA from Ixodes scapularis (black-legged tick), 1545 nucleotides. Its product is annotated as venom serine carboxypeptidase-like. The record is from RefSeq and is a predicted model, not a curated record. Gene Ontology annotation, molecular function: serine-type carboxypeptidase activity. Bases 1 to 1347 code for a protein of 448 amino acids. Gene Ontology annotation, biological process: proteolysis. NCBI's taxonomy places the organism in Eukaryota, Metazoa, Arthropoda, Arachnida, Ixodida, Ixodidae. The transcript is spliced from 4 exons.
AUGGUCCACGCAGCCUCCAAUGCGAACGACGAAGACAGUGCUGGCAGCGCGCUGUACCUAACGCCUCUCAUUGAGUCUGGACAACUGGAGCACGCCAGGAACCUCAGCCGUGUCGGCUCGCUCGGCCAGGUGGAAGACGUGCCCGGUUACUCCGGCUUCCUCACCGUCGACGCUGAGCUGGGCAGCAACCUCUUCUUCUGGUUCUUCCCAUCGAAGACAGAACCGCGCAGUGCACCCUUCCUGCUCUGGCUCCAGGGAGGUCCCGGAUCCACGUCGCUGUUCGGCCUCUUCUCGGAGCACGGACCAUAUCUAGUGGCCGAAGACGGCACGCCACACCUGCGCGAUGUUACGUGGGUCAACAAGUUUUCCGUGCUCUACCUGGAUAACCCCGUGGGCGCGGGCUUCAGCUUCACAGAAUCGGAGGAAGGCUACGCUCGCAACCUGAAUGACACAUCCAAGAACUUGUUCGAGGCCCUGCAGCAGUUCUUUACGCUUUUCCCCGAGUACGUCGACAACGACGUCUACGUCGGCGGAGAAUCGUAUGGAGGAAAAUAUGUUCCUGCUCUCGCCUACACCAUCGACACGGCCGUCCAACCACGGGUGAAGAUCAACCUCAAGGGAAUCUACAUUGGAAACGGCUUCAUCGAUCCCGUCUCGAUGAUGAACUUCGCCGACUACCUUUACCAGAUUGGGCUCGUGGAUAAAAGCGGCGCCACAUUUAUUAGGCAGCAGACGGAAAUAAUUGUAAAACUAAUCGAGGAUGGCCGCUACUUGGACGCCUUAAACGUUGUUGACCCUCUUCUGGCGGGUAUCUUUACAAAGCCAACCUACUUCAAGAAUGUCACCGGAAUGGACUUCUACUUCAACUAUCUUUACUCCAAACGGCCUAAGAAUUACCAAUAUUUUGACGCUUUUCUCGAGAGUCCAACGACCCGCAAGGCAUUACACGUCGGAAACUGUACAUUUACGGAUACGAGCAAAGUAGUUCAGGAGUAUCUUAAGGAAACCUACAUGGCAUCCGCUAAGCCCUACGUGGAGGCCCUAAUUGAAAAGUACAAGGUUAUGCUGUAUAGUGGCCAGCUAGACAUCUCAGUUGCGUACCCGCUCACGGAGAAUUUCAUCUCCACCCUUCAGUGGUCGGGAGCGAAGGCCUUGACCACAGCGCCGCGACAGAUCUGGGCGACCCCCGAUGGAGAGGACGUUGCCGGUUACGUAAAGCAGGUCGGCAACUUCACCGAGGUCUUUAUCAGGAACGCGGGGCAUAUGUCACCCCAUGACCAGCCCGUGGUCUUGUUGGAUAUGAUGGUCAAAUUUGUCGACGGCAAGCCCUUCUCUGGUUUGAUCUAAUUUCGAGCUACUGACCGUCCCUUGUCUGCUGGGAAAAAAGGUCCCGUGUAGAUCCUUGAAGUGUCAGUCUACGUUUCACUGAGAGCUUUAAGCCGAGGUCACCCUGCUCAUACAUCAUAUAAAAGACACGGCGUUCACUAAAAACACGAUAGCGAGAUAAUCUGCAGACAGACCUCAAUCAUCUUCGAAUCAUGCCUU